UUGUAUGCUAAAUCUCCUUCCUCUUCCAACAUGACUCUUGCCAACAUUCCUGAGAUAAUGGAAUCUCUUCCCGUAGAGACGAGGUUCACAGAGUUUCCCUUGCGACAAUAUGGUGGAUUUUGGUUAUUGGAGGUCAUGCUCAAUGGCGUUGCUGCAGCUGAAACUAGCUUUCAACCGAGACCAUCCGACAUCCUCCUUUCAAGCUUUCCUAAGUGUGGUACCACCUGGCUCAAAGCCCUCGCCUUUGCAACCCUGAACCGUUCGACUUACCCACCAUCGGAUGAACAUCACCCGCUCCUCGAACACAACCCCCAUGACCUUGUUGGGUUUCUUGAGAUUUACCCCAAGCUCGAGUUGUACGAGUCACUCCCAUCUCCACGGCUGCUCUCAACCCACCUGCCAUAUUCGAUGCUGCCUCAUCGCAUCAGGGAACAAGAAACGGGGUGUCGGCUAGUCUACAUCUACCGGGACCCAAAGGAUGCCAUGGUCUCCAUGUGGCACCAGAACAAGAAGGAGAAGAAGAAUAGGUUGACGUUCGAGGAGAUGUUCGACAUGUUCUGUGAAGGACGGUGUGUUGUCGGCCCGCAGUGGUGCCAUGCCGGUGAGUACUGGGAUGAGAGCCAGGCGAGACCUGAGAAGGUGCUUUUCCUCAUGUAUGAGGAUCUUCUGCAAGAUACUGUGGGCAACCUAAGGACGCUGGCGGAGUUCAUGGGCUGUGGGUUCUCUCGCCAGGAAGAAGAUGACGGUAUCGUGCAACAAAUUGUAGAACUGUGCAGCUUGAACAACCUGAAGAACUUGAACGUGAACAAGAGUGGAACUACCCUUCUAGGGAUCUCCAAAGAUGGCUUCUUCAGGAAGGGAGGAACCGGUGACUGGAGCAAUCACAUGUCACCAGAGAUGGCAGCGAGGCUGGACAAGAUCGUUAAGGAGAGGCUGGAGGGUUCUGGACAUCCAAUUAUUUCCAGGAUCAAUGCGAAAGCAACAACUUCGAUCGGUUCAUCCAACCAUGGUGCUUCUGAAGCCAAAUACAUUAAGGAGUAACAACUCGGCUGGCUAAUUACCGUGGCUCAUGGUGCUGUGGAUUCUGUGAAGACCAGGAUCUGAUUGCUUUUUCAUUAUCAUUUCAGUCCUUUGUAUUCCUUGUGUUUCAAGUGUAAUAUGCCCUUCUUUUGGGAGCUUCUUUGCAAAAUCAACUGUACCCUCA
Messenger RNA from Oryza sativa Japonica Group (Japanese rice), 1204 nucleotides. RefSeq names its product cytosolic sulfotransferase 5. Gene Ontology annotation, molecular function: sulfotransferase activity. Gene Ontology annotation, biological process: sulfation. The record is from RefSeq and is a predicted model, not a curated record. NCBI's taxonomy places the organism in Eukaryota, Viridiplantae, Streptophyta, Magnoliopsida, Poales, Poaceae. Gene Ontology annotation, cellular component: cytoplasm.